Molecule: messenger RNA, 948 nt
Organism: Pteropus alecto (black flying fox)
Lineage: Eukaryota; Metazoa; Chordata; Mammalia; Chiroptera; Pteropodidae
Product: olfactory receptor 52B2
Exons: 1
Coding region: 1-948 (315 amino acids)
Biological process (GO): G protein-coupled receptor signaling pathway
Cellular component (GO): membrane
Molecular function (GO): G protein-coupled receptor activity; olfactory receptor activity
Source: RefSeq, a predicted model, not a curated record
AUGUUUGGUGCUAACCUUACCACCUUCCACCCCACUGUGUUCAUCCUACUUGGCAUCCCGGGACUGGAGAACUACCACACUUGGCUUUCCAUCCCCUUCUGCCUCAUGUACAUCACUGCAGUCUUGGGAAAUGGAGCCCUUGUUCUUGUUGUCCUCAGUGAACGCACUCUCCAUGAACCCAUGUAUGUCUUCCUAUCUAUGCUGGCUGGCACUGACAUCUUGCUGUCCACCACCACUGUGCCCAAGGCCCUGGCUAUCUUCUGGUUCCAUGCUGGGGAGAUUGCCUUUGAUGCUUGCAUCACUCAGAUGUUUUUCAUCCAUGUUGCCUUUGUGGCUGAGUCAGGAAUCCUGCUUGCCAUGGCAUUUGACCGCUAUGUGGCCAUUUGUACUCCUUUGAGGUACACAGCCAUUUUAACUCCUAUGGCAAUUGGAAAAAUGACCCUGGCAAUCUGGGGACGGAGCAUUGGUACAAUUUUCCCUAUCAUAUUCCUUCUGAAGAGGCUGCCAUACUGUCGGACCAAUAUUAUCCCGCACUCAUACUGUGAGCACAUUGGGGUGGCCCGAUUGGCCUGUGCUGACAUCACUGUCAAUAUCUGGUAUGGCUUCUCAGUGCCAAUGGCAUCAGUUUUGGUAGAUGUUGCACUCAUUGGUAUUUCCUACACUUUGAUUCUCCAAGCUGUCUUUAGACUUCCUUCCCAGGAUGCCCGGCACAAAGCUCUCAAUACCUGUGGUUCCCAUAUUGGAGUCAUUCUCCUCUUUUUCAUUCCAUCUUUUUUUACUUUCCUGACCCAUCGCUUUGGCAAGAAUAUCCCCCACCAUAUCCACAUUCUUCUGGCAAAUCUCUAUGUGUUAAUUCCCCCCAUGCUUAAUCCCAUCAUCUAUGGAGCAAAGACCAAGCAAAUCAGGGACAGUAUGGCUCACAUGUUAUCUAUUGUGGGUAAGUCUUGA